AUGGCAUCCUUAUCGAAGUGGCGCAAGAUUCCAAUUACUCCGGCAGAAAUUUGCAUAGAUACCAUCUUACGUUGUGGCCAAUCGUUUCGAUGGGUUAAGACGGAGGAUAACGAGUGGAACUGUGUACUUAGGGGAAGAAUUGUAUCUCUUAAGCAAGACGAAACGCAUCUAUAUUAUCGAGCGACUUGGCCCAGACCCUCAUCUGUUGAUUGUGUGCCUUCUGCUGAUAUAUUUACCAAAGAGGAAUCCUCCGUUGAAGAAGACGGUACCAGAGCCCUCCUUGAAAAUUAUUUAAACCUGAAGCCAAAACUCACAGCUCUCUACGAAAAAUGGUCCUCAGCAGAUUCUAAUUUCAAAGAAAAAGCUCCAAGAGCUUCUGGAGUACGUUUAUUGAAACAGGAUGCAUGGGAGGCGCUUGUGGGAUUCAUCUGUAGCAGCAAUAACAAUAUCAUUCGGAUCUCAAAAAUGAUAAGGAGCCUUUGUUCUCAUUAUGGCCCAUUGAUUGGUCACAUCGGAGAUCGGGAAUUCCAUGAUUUUCCAACUCCUGAGACACUAGCAAAAACAGAUGUGGAAUCAAAAUUGAAGGCUCUAGGAUUUGGAUAUCGUGCAAAAUACAUUGUUAAAACUGCGAUAGUAUUAUCAAAAGAAAAGCCUCCAGGAUGGCUUGAAAGUUUAGGCAACCAAGACCCAUGUUUUGACGACAAUAAUAAUAAUAACCCUUUUCCUCCAACCGGCAGGGAGAAUUACCGCUACGCCCACGAUCAACUAUUACAAUUAGUGGGGGUUGGGCCAAAGGUAGCAGACUGUGUUUGUUUGAUGGGCCUUGGCUGGGAUGAAGCUAUUCCUGUUGAUACACACGUCUGGCAGAUUGCUCAGCGCGAUUAUAAAUUUGGAAAAGGUAAACACAAGACCCUUUCCAAAUCCACCUAUGACGCUAUAGGAAAUCAUUUCCGGCAGCUGUGGGGAGGCCAAGCAGGCUGGGCACAUUCGGUCCUCUUCACAGCUGAUUUAAGGGUUUUUUCAGGGAAACCUCUCGAGGAGCUAAAUUUUCACAUAAUCACAAAGAGACCUUCGGAGGAGGAAGUAGAGCAGUUAAAGAAAGUUCCAAAGAUGUUACUGAAACGUGAAAAUUCAGAAGAUAAAGAUACGGACAGAAAUAUAGAAAAUGAUGGAGAUUCAAGUCAGAUCAUAUCAAUUCCUCAAUUAGCAGCAACCAAAUCCAGCAUUCCCUAA
Molecule: messenger RNA, 1233 nt
Organism: Blumeria graminis f. sp. triticale
Lineage: Eukaryota; Fungi; Ascomycota; Leotiomycetes; Helotiales; Erysiphaceae
Source: the annotation of a GenBank genome assembly